AUUUCAACUCGGAGAGAACAUAACCGGCACGUAUCUUUUGUCCCCUCCUAAAAUCUGGAGCGUAGUAUUUCAAGUACUAAUAUUUAUAAUACCGCUCUCGAAACUACUUUUAUCAGCAUAUAGUUACAUCAAAUACUCUCAUGCUGAACUACAUAAAUCCGGGAAAAUACAUAACGGCGAUAUACCUAAACAAGGUAUAAAUAGAGACCAUUCAAAUUUAGCCGUCAUAGUAAAGAGUUGUUGAACGUUAAACACCUUACGAUUUGUUGCGGAAAGUAGUCGGUGCAUCCUUAAAAAUAUUUUACAAAAACAAAAAAUGGUUGGUACUUCGAACGAAAAACGUAUCUUUGAACAACAUAAACCAACAAUUUGUUACAAUAAACCGCCUUCGGCACAAGUCCAUCCCGUGGUGUACGAAAACAAAAGGCUGGAAACGCUUUCAGGUGAAAUUGUCGAAACUCUGAUCGUACCAAAAUGCACCGCUCGCACAUGGACAAUGCGCGCUGGCGAUUUAUGUCGUAUUACUGUCUGUGAAGGAUCUCAGGUGGGUGAUAUGAAUUUCUGGAAUAUGGACAAUAUCAAGGAACACUUCUACUCGGGCAAAACACGUCAGUUGCAUAGUACACAUCUCAAAGUUUACGAUCGCUUGUGGAGUAAUUUCCCAUAUUUGCGUCCAAUGGCCACUUUCGUUUACGAUACACUAGCGGCUUAUGGCAUAGACGAGCAUGGUGGAGCUCUGCACGAUGUAGUUGGCACUCGUUGUGAUGAUUACACAUACAAAUUGAUUACCGGUAAUGAUCGUGUGGGCAGCUGUCAUAGUUCGCUAGCGAAAGCGGUGAUCCAUGAGCGUGGUAUGAAAGAGGAAGAUGUGCAUGACGUAUGGAAUAUUUUCAUGUGUACCGGUUUCACUAGGGUGCGUAAAUCGGAUACUCAACAGUAUUUCUGCAAACCCAGCCCAGCUCGUAAAGGAGAUUACAUUGAGUUUAUUGCCGAAAUUAAUCUAUUGAUCGCGCUAAGUGCCUGUCCACAGGGUGACGUUUCAGUAGUGGUCGGUGACGAAGUACCCGAUGAGAUAUGUCAUCCACUGAAAGUAGAGGUUUUUCGCAGAACAAAUAACAAGUUUUAGUGCAUUUUAUUAUUUUAUACAAUUAACAACUUAUUUUAAAACUUAUUUACUUAAUUUUGCAUUGGUAGAGAGAUUUUAAACAAUAAGAAUAUGAAUAUAUUGGUGAAUUAUUAGUUUAUAAAAUCAAUUUAUCAAAAUUAAUUGUCUUUUAUUAUAAAUAUUAAAUUAGUUAAAAUAAAUAAUAAAACCAUUGUCAAAAUAAUGAAUAUUACAUACUUUUUCAACAAAAUACUUUUGUCGUUUGACAGUUUUUGCAAAAAUUAUUGUUAAAUAUAUUUUUUUACUUUUUUCUCCGAAGCUAACCCCGUUUCUUUUAUUUAAUUUGAGACUAAUUAAAGUGAACUAAAAAUGAUUUCACAAUGAUAUUUUUUUGUUGCUACAGCAUAGAUUUUCAUUUCUGAAAAUCUCAUAUUACAAAACCAGUUUAAAGUUUGGUGAAUAAGAAUGUAAUAUGAGAGCUAUCCGAACAACGUAAGUACGAGGAAGCUUGGAUAUGUGAAUUCAAUAAUUAUACUAAAUGUGUAAUAACAAAUAAUUAGUUUUAUUAAUUACUUUACAAUUGCGUUUAGACAUUAGAAGAUAUCAUUUCACGGGACCUUCAAUUAACCUUUAAUUUUUUACUUUAAUAAUUGACUUACAUUAAUAAAAGACUAUAGGGUCUAUACAUUUAAUACAUAUUGGAAUUUAUAUACAUAUUGUAUGUAUAUAGUGUAUAGAAAUGGAACCGCUGCUAUUUGACUAUGGCGAAUGUUAAAAGCUAAGAGAAUACAAAAGUAAAAUAUUCAGAACCCAAGAAUGAUAGAAUACGUUCAUUCUUGUUCAGAACCAUAGUUUUAUGAAUUUAUUUUAGACACCCUUUUAACAUAUUUCAU
This is a messenger RNA of Zeugodacus cucurbitae (melon fly), 1998 nucleotides long. RefSeq lists its product as uncharacterized. The record is from RefSeq and is a predicted model, not a curated record. NCBI's taxonomy places the organism in Eukaryota, Metazoa, Arthropoda, Insecta, Diptera, Tephritidae. The coding region runs from base 317 to 1126 and encodes 269 amino acids. The transcript is spliced from 2 exons.